AUGCAAGCACGGCGCCCUCCGAGAUGCCGUCUUGCACGCAACUGCCAGGCCAUAUCGGCGGCUUCUGAGGGAAUAUGGAUCACCGACCGUGUUCUUGCCAAUGCCAUGGAGCGCUAUUUCUCCGUGUCUCAGGCAGUCAUGUCGCGGCGGCAAGCAAGCUCUGUACCCGGUCCAAUGGAGGCCCGUCGACGGCUGGGCAAGAGGCAGAUGACCGAGGCUUUUCAGGUGCACCCAUCGCCGCCCCCGUGGGCUUUUGAAUUUCCGAUGGACCUUUCGAAAUGGCGUUGGGAGCCACCUGCCCUAGGCAACAUCUUCCGAGAUCCAACACGCAAGGCUCCAUCCGAGAACCCGCCCCCAUCGACAGAACACAAGAAACCUCCAGAUAAACUGUUUCGUCUGCGUUCGGUGCCUGGCAGUCCCUCCCCAACUGUUGAUUUUACAGCAUACUUCGGCGCUCCUGCAACUGCGAUGAAGCCCCCUAGACCAUCAGCUACUUGGUCGCUCCCGAAUACAUACCAGCCCGCCCUGCCCGUCACAAUGGAUAUACCGAUGAGAAAGAAUCCCGAGCCUAUUAAUGUAUACGAUAUCAGUGGUUCUGAUAUACUGAAUAAGGACAAAAGAAGAGAGCGCUCUCUUAACUGGCCAACGAUUAUCGUCGACCAAAGCAGCCGGACGUCCGUUUUUCUGGAGGAUGUCUUGAGCCUCCAAACCGUCGUUUGCACCUUGUCGCAUGAGUCGGUGCACGAGAAAUUUCAGACCUGCACUGGUGCCUUUUCUGAUUACCUCAGACUCGGUCUUCUCUCACCUGCCGAGGCCCAGGUCGCCAUUGUUUACCUAGCGCAGGCGUUGCAAAGUUACGCCGACGUGUGCACGAAGCCGCAGAAAGCUCGCAGGCUAGCCAUUCACGUUUACUCUGCUCUGAUUCGAAGCGUUGUUGGCAACCAAGCCCUUCUACUGGAGUUGGAAGCAGGCAGCCUAGAUGGCUUCUGGGGCCCUAUUUUGGAAGGAAUUGGCAGAAUGGCAACCAAAGAGUUGGUAACACCAUAUGUCUUGUUGAGACAGGUCAUGAUGACAUCCGGAAUCAAGCAGACAGCACAUGUCUCCGCAAUCCUUAAGAAACUUGCAGCAUCAUGGGUUGAGGAGUCAGAGACCAGGAACGCCGUCACCAUGAAGAGAAACGAGAUCUCGAGCUAUUGGAAACUGCGUCUAUCAUCGGUUGCUGUACGGAAAAACCCUGGCAGGCAAGAUCCACUUGCUAUGACGGCACUUGUCGAGACUUGCUGCCAAGAAUUCGACUUUUAUCUGGCCAGAAUGUCCGCCUUAACGACAGACGGCUCGGUCGCAUCAUCACUUAAGCUUGUUGAAGAUGCAUCCAGAUCUUUGCAGGCUUCCGAGCGCGCUCUGAACUACGCACGUGUUGGCCUGUUGUCAUGUGUAGAUCAGUUGCGCGCCUGGAUGCUGGCCAACUCGAUACGGGAGUUUGACAAUGCAACCGUCGACAAGUUGGUACAAGCAUCCGAGAAAGCUAUUUGUGCCCGGGCAGAAACAUGUCCACAAGGCACCCGUAUUGCACUGCACGGGUGGCUUGCAGCACUCAGCCACAUGCCUCAGAUUCGACAAAAAUAUCUUCUCCAAGCCGCGGAUCGUGUGGGGAAGCUUGGUUGUGGACUCCCAACUGCUGAGCUGUACAUGUUGCUCCUGAAUAAAUGGUAUAGCCAGCGCAAGCUGACGAAUACUGCGGUGGCAUUGAUUGAGAAACGCAUGCGCCAAAGCACGGGAGAUAGCAGUGUUGGGCACCUACUGGAAGCUGUUGCUUACGUCGAGAAGGUUGCGCCGCACAGCCUUAGGGCUCCGCUCACAGUCUUUUACACUAGCAUCUGGACGACAGCACGGGUCGCUGGAGAUGAGAAGCACAUCAUUCCUGCCCUAGAGAGGCUGAGAAAGAAAGGGAGGGCUUUGAGGGACUCGUGCUUGAAUACACUAGCCCAUAUAGUGUCGACUGGGCAUCGCCCUGAGGCUACUCUUGGAGAUGAUAUGCGCGGCCUGAUUCUCGCGGCGGAUGAGCUUCAAGCUUCAAAGGCACGACAAGCUCCAACUCCCUCAGAAAGAGAUAUUAUAAGAAGAAUGGCAGAAUCCCAUAGACCCGGAGAUAUCUUUGCAGGCUUGGGUGUGCCUCUGGGUGGGCGUCAGUCUGAGUGGGUGGAGCGAAGCAUGCGCAUGCGCCGUGACCACCGGUUCCAGAUAUCUAGCCGAAAGGCGGCACUCAUCGCCGAGUGCAGCGUCGUCCUCAGCAAUCCAAGCCAUCCAAGGAGUACCGCGGCAUUCCGCUACGUGAACCAUUGUGUUCUCAUCCUCCUGCGAGACGGGCGCCACAGGGAAGAGUUGGCAUUGGCCAUUCAGUCUCUGUUUAGAGUGGCGACCAGAAAUCUACACCAGGGCCUCAAAGCGAACCCCGGGCGGCUCACCUGGGUCACAUGGCUAGUGGCGCAUCUAGAGGGCAGCGAUUCCGGCGAGAAAGUCCGACAGGCACUGCUGAGGUGGAUGAGCUACAACGACCACAACUGGAGGGAGUUUAACAAGACAGCCACAAGUAGCCACUGCGUCGUGGCGGAUGGUUAA
Messenger RNA from Pyricularia pennisetigena, 2619 nucleotides. RefSeq lists its product as uncharacterized. The coding region runs from base 1 to 2619 and encodes 872 amino acids. The record is from RefSeq and is a predicted model, not a curated record. NCBI's taxonomy places the organism in Eukaryota, Fungi, Ascomycota, Sordariomycetes, Magnaporthales, Pyriculariaceae. The transcript has a single exon.